AUUCCGUUUGGUUCAUUUUCUUUUCUGCGAUUCGAUUUCGUAAGGUCCGAUUGGAUCAUCGUCGUCCGAGCGUCCGGAGGUCCUGAUUUGUAGGGUUUUUUUUCGCCGGAGAUUGUUGGAGAAGAGAGAAACUGAUCGAAGAUUUCAGAUUAUGGAUUGGGGAAACGUGACGGUCGAGGAUCUCGUCGACGCGCUCCGGGAGGUUGACUGGUCUUCGCCGCCGCGUCCGCUAUCCGAGUUCUUCUCUAGAUUCACCGUUCCCAAAUCCUUUGCGAAAUGGGAUAGUCGCCUCAAAUGCAACCUCUACUACUACCGCACAAACUACUUCAUCAUGAUCGUUGCCAUACUCGGAUUGGGAUUCCUUACAAGGCCCUUAGCGAUUGUUGCUGCUCUUUUGACGGUCCUAAGCGUGGCUUUUCUGAAUGACAGCUUUGCAGGUGCUUUUAGUGAGAAGGUGACACGGACUGUCAGAAAAUUCUCUCCACAUUUAGCUGCAAGGAUGAGGCCUCCUUUGACUCCUGUCAUUCGUGGGAGAAGAUCAGCAAAAAGAUCAAUUCAUAUAUGUGGUCAGCCCCGUUGGGUAUUUGUCAUGGCAUUCUCACUGGUGAGUUUUGUCCUUUGGUAUAUCUCAUGUGGGCUGUUCAUGGUGUCUUUGGCACUUCUCAUUGGACUUCUGGCAACGAUCCUCCACGCAAGCCUUAGAACACCAAACUUGAAGGCACGGCUGAACACAUUCAGGGAGGAAUUCCGAGCAGUGUGGCGCAACUACACUGACAUUUAGACAGAACCCAAGUGCUUGGACAGCAUCUGUAUUUCAUUUGAGGUAAUACCCAACAAGUCUCUUCAUCUUCCAGAUCAAUUGUAUCCUCAUCCAUGUAGUAAGCCCUUUAAGACUGUAAUAACAGCAGUGUGUCUUUGGUUGGGUUCUGUAUGUAACUUCCUCCUCCUUUUUCCUUUUAUCAGAUUGUAGAGCCAGUUAGUAUUUUUUUUUAUAAAAAAAAAAUCUGGUCGACAUGAUAACCUUGGACAGUGUUUUGGUAUAGAAUUCCACGAGAGUCCAAUUC
Molecule: messenger RNA, 1064 nt
Organism: Tarenaya hassleriana
Lineage: Eukaryota; Viridiplantae; Streptophyta; Magnoliopsida; Brassicales; Cleomaceae
Product: PRA1 family protein A1-like
Exons: 8
Coding region: 152-781 (209 amino acids)
Cellular component (GO): membrane
Source: RefSeq, a predicted model, not a curated record